AUGAAUCAAAACCAACAACAAGCGAAUCAACAGAAUUUGCAAAAUCAGCCACCAUUGAAUAUUGUAAAUGGAAGCAAUCAUAUUUUUAAUGACCCGUUUACUACCACAUCAAAUCAAAAUGACAAUAAUGUUUCGAUUAAGUAUCCAAAGAAACGACGUAGCGUAAGACCAAAACCCGCUAUAAUCGUUUAA
Ambispora gerdemannii is the source of this 192-nucleotide messenger RNA. The record is from the annotation of a GenBank genome assembly. NCBI's taxonomy places the organism in Eukaryota, Fungi, Glomeromycota, Glomeromycetes, Archaeosporales, Ambisporaceae.